Messenger RNA from Mesoplodon densirostris (Blainville's beaked whale), 1723 nucleotides. It is a transcript of the gene SCO1, whose product is annotated as protein SCO1 homolog, mitochondrial. The coding region runs from base 34 to 951 and encodes 305 amino acids. Lineage: Eukaryota; Metazoa; Chordata; Mammalia; Artiodactyla; Ziphiidae. Gene Ontology annotation, biological process: mitochondrial respiratory chain complex IV assembly. The record is from RefSeq and is a predicted model, not a curated record. The transcript has 6 exons.
GGCGGGGCAAAGGAGGCGCGGUCUCUCGAGCUCAUGGCGGGGUUGUUGCGCGCGCCCGGCCGGAUAAUGCGGCUUACGGGUGGCAAACUUUGGUCUCUGUUACCUCGCGGCCUCGGGGUUUGGGGUCCCGGGGAGGGGACCGCGAAGGUUAUGCUAGGGCGGCUCCGCGCGCCGCCAGAGGGGGCGUGGCGGGCCUCGGGGCUUGCUGGCAGCUGCCUGCGGUGCCGGCUCCUCAGCACGGCGAGGCCGCCCCCGCCCGGGUCGUCAGGACCGGACCCGAAGGGCGGCGGAGACCCCACGCGCCCCUCGCAGCCCCGGCCUGUUUCCUGGAAGUCCUUAGCCAUCACAUUUGCUAUUGGAGGAGUUUUACUGGCUGGGAUGAAGUACUUCAAGAAAGAAAAGACAGAGAAGCUGGAGAAGGAACGGCAGCGAAGCAUCGGAAAGCCUUUACUUGGGGGCCCGUUUUCCCUCACAACUCAUACUGGCGAGCCCAAAACUGAUAAGGACUACCUGGGUCAAUGGGUAUUGAUUUAUUUUGGUUUCACUCAUUGCCCUGAUAUCUGUCCAGAAGAACUAGAAAAAAUGAUUCAAGUUGUGGAUGAAAUAGAUAGUAUUCCAACUCUGCCAGAUUUAACUCCACUUUUCAUCACUAUUGACCCAGAGAGGGACACAAAAGAAGCCAUCGCAAAUUAUGUAAAAGAAUUUUCUCCCAAACUGAUUGGCUUAACUGGCACAAAAGAAGAGAUCGAUCAAGUGGCCAGAGCAUUCAGAGUGUAUUACAGCCCUGGCCCCAAGGACGAAGAUGAGGACUAUAUAGUGGAUCAUACAAUCAUAAUGUACUUGAUUGGACCAGAUGGUGAGUUUCUAAAUUAUUUUGGCCAGAACAAGAAGAAUGCAGAAAUAGCUGGUUCGAUUGCUGCUCACAUGAGGGAACACAGGAAAAAGAGCUAGCCAAAGCAGCGCGGCCUGCGCUACUCUGCUGAAGAGGAAGGAAGCUUUGUCUCUCGUAGGGGCUGAUGCUUAUAUGUAUAUACAUGCAACCUACAGAAUGGCCUUCAUAACAGGAGAACACCUAAAUUUUGGGCAGGGCAUGCUACCCUUGGGUUCAGCAAGGAUGGAUUCUUAAGCAGAAGUCUCCCAAAUGGUCACCUUGAGACCAGGGGACCAAGUUGCCAUGAAGCCAGCGGAAUGGACCUCAGGGAAGGACACAGCCGGAAAAGACGCAACCAUGGGGUCUCUCCGCGUGAGCAGAGCCCUCUGAUCAGCAUGGCUGUCUCUCCAGUGUCUUGGACUCUUGCUCUGGCAGGUUGUAGUGAAUUUCCAGGAAGAGCGUAACUUCCAUAAUGACCUUGCUUUCCUCUUCGAGUUCUUGGUGGCUGAUAGCAAUCAAAUUAGGCUUUCUGACAUUCACAGUUAAUCUUUAUGCUUGAAAGCAUUAGUGUAGUCUUGCUUGUUAAUGAAAAUCACUGUCAGGUUUGCAUUGUGUUCCCCUGUCAGCAGGUGCUGAUUUUACUAAUGGAGAGAAAAUCCGUUGUUUGGGGCAAACCAUUAGAUCAGAUUCCCUAGGGAUCUUUCAUGUGAUUUUUUUAACUGAAUGGUGUGCCAGGCUUUUAGGGACCUGCCAAAUGGGUAUGAGAGGAUACAAAUCAUGAGUGUGUACAGAGUACCUUCCUGCCUGUACUGGAUUGCACUUGUCUGAAAUAAAGGUGUGCUCAGUUUUGCA